Molecule: messenger RNA, 2541 nt
Organism: Gastrolobium bilobum
Lineage: Eukaryota; Viridiplantae; Streptophyta; Magnoliopsida; Fabales; Fabaceae
Product: putative glycerol-3-phosphate transporter 1
Exons: 3
Coding region: 240-1796 (518 amino acids)
Biological process (GO): phosphate ion homeostasis; transmembrane transport
Cellular component (GO): membrane
Molecular function (GO): transmembrane transporter activity
Source: RefSeq, a predicted model, not a curated record
AAUCACGCGCUUAAUCUUUAUCUGUAGCUGGAGAACGCUUUCGUUGCUAUAACAAGUGCCACAAGGUACACAGGCUAAGCACGCAAGGUCUCUAAGGGUGAACGAGUUUUCACACUUCACACCCAGAAUUUUCAACACAAGUAGCAGAACACAAGCAACCUAGUCAGCUCUUCUUUGCUUGAGGGUUUUAUUUUAUAAGGGGAAGCUGAACUUCUUCCUCUUUGUUGCAGCUAUAAUACAUGGGUUCAGCACAAGAACAGUUACCUCAGAGAAGUUGCAAUAAGCUCCCUGGGACUCGGGUCCUACAAUACUUAAAUGGAAGCCCUAUUUCCUUCAAAACCCAUCAAGCCAUCGUUCUUAUUGUAACAUUUUUAGCUUAUGCUAGUUAUCAUGCCACCCGAAAAACCACAAGUAUUGUUAAGAGUGUCCUUGAUCCCCAAACAUCAGAUUUAGGCUUGAAUUUCUAUCCAUUGAGACAAACCAAUUUCACUGCAUCAACUGGAUCAAGGAGAUUUUCUUGGAGCCUUGGAGAUGGUUGGGCUCCAUUUAAUGGAUCAGAUGGGACAUCCCUUCUUGGAGAAUUGGAUGUUGCUUUUCUUUCAGUAUAUGCUUUUGGGAUGUACUUUUCUGGACAUUUUGGUGACAGGUGUAAUUUAAGGAUUUUUCUUACAGUGGGGAUGCUGGGAACUGCUUUGUUCACUACACUCUUUGGUCUAGGUUACUGGGGAAACAUUCAUAACUUCUACUAUUUCUUAGUAGUUCAAAUGUUUGCUGGAUUGUUUCAAUCCACUGGAUGGCCGUCAGUAGUUGCCAUUGUGGGUAACUGGUUUGGAAAGAGCAAGAGAGGCCUGAUCAUGGGAAUUUGGAAUGCUCACACUUCUGUUGGGAACAUUGCAGGUUCUUUGAUUGCUUCUGCUAUGUUGAGCUAUGGAUGGGGUUGGUCCUUUGUUGUGCCAGGACUAAUGAUGGGUUUUGUCGGUUUGGUUGUUUUCCUUAUAUUGCCGGUCACACCUGAGUCUGUUGGAGCUGAUAGAGAGGAAGAUGAAUAUAGUUGUCCCAAGAAAAGUGGAGAUGAAGAGACAGAACCUCUGUUAAGCCAAGAAACUCGAGUCGAGGACAAAGCAGUUGGGUUCAUAGAGGCAUGGAAAAUUCCUGGGGUUGCUCCUUUUGCUCUUUGUCUGUUUUUUGCCAAAUUGGUUGCAUAUACAUUUCUGUAUUGGCUCCCAUUCUAUAUUUGCCACACAGCAAUCGAUGGAAAAUAUCUAUCCAGUGAGACAGCAGGAACUCUAUCCACUUUAUUUGAUGUUGGAGGAGUGCUGGGAGGAAUUCUAGCUGGCCACAUUUCUGAUCACUUAGAUGCUAGAGCCAUAACAGCUGCAAGUUUCAUGUACUGUGCAAUCCCUGCGCUCUUCUUCUAUCGAAGUUAUGGGCAUGUUUCAUUGAUUGUUAAUGGAGCUUUGAUGUUCAUCACUGGCAUGUUUGUGAACGGGCCUUAUGCUCUUAUAACAACUGCAGUUUCAGCUGACCUGGGAACACACAAGUCAUUGAAGGGAAAUUCACGAGCUCUGGCAACUGUAACGGCAAUCAUUGAUGGAACAGGUUCUAUAGGGGCUGCAAUUGGGCCUCUAUUAACAGGUUACAUAUCUGCAAAGAGCUGGAGUGCAGUUUUCACAAUGUUGAUGGCUGCAGCUUUAAUUGCAGGGCUACUUUUGACCAGGCUUGUAGUGUCAGAGGUUGCCACAAAGAUUGAAGAGUCAAGGUCUAAUAGAGCACGGGAAUGUCCACUCGAAGUAUAAGAGUCAAAGGAGUCAGCAAUACUAUGUGACUGCGUGUCUCUUCUAGGAGUGCCUAUGAAGUCACAGCUUUCAGGUCAUUAAAUUAAAGAGGAACAUGCCCAACAAUGGUUAAAAAUAGAGAGGGCGUCUUUAACUUUUAUCUUUCUUCAUAACAUUGGAGGGCAGGUUGAUAUGUUACCUGUAUGUACAUCAUGUGAUAUACCCAAUUACCCAUUAUAGUGUAGUAUCAUCCAUAAACAUGAGCUUUUCAAGAACUGCUUGUAACUUGUGAACUUUGGAAAUCAACCACAUUGUUGGGAGGUCAAGAAUGAAACGUGUGAGUUUACAAAUUGAUCUUUGUUGCAUUUUUUCAAUGGCUUAAUGGGUGCACAAAGCUGCAAAUAAACAAUAGCUGGUAAAGAUAAGCUCCAUGCUUUUGUGAAUUUUGGUCCAAGCCCCUCCAUUGGACUCUGAGUUUGAGGAGCAUUACUUGGCAUUUUUCUCCUUAUUCAUUCAGUACUGAUAUCAGAAGAUACUUGGUGAUUCUAUCAGAAAUUGACUAACACUAUUAACUUAUUUCAUCAUAAACUAACACUACUAACUUAUUUAAGUACUUAGAUAGGCAUGUUUUACGGUUGCCAAAAAUUUGGCUUGGGAUCUUAUGUCGUUGCGGUCAUAAGAUGCCUUUGCAAACUGGGCAAUAAAGCAUGACCUCUACAUAGUUUUCAAUAGGGUGGCUUCUAAAGCUUACAUUACAAUUGUGUUA